GAGAAGGGACUGUCGCGUCACGUGAUCCAUUUUCGGAGCUGCCGCGGGUAAAUUGCACGUGUGACCGGCAGGGACUGAGCUGGUCUGUGUAGAAGAGCCUGCAAGAGGAGAAGCCAUGUUCACAUCUAAGCUGCUCACCCUGGUGUUGGUGGUCCAGCCGCAGAGAAUUUUGCUGGGCAUGAAGAAACGUGGCUUUGGUGUCGGCCUGUGGAAUGGGUUUGGUGGUAAAGUACAGCCGGGAGAAAGCAUCGAGGAAGCUGCAAAAAGGGAACUCUGGGAAGAGAGUGGCCUGACAACCGAAACCCUCCAGAAAAUCGGAAACAUAAAAUUUGAGUUUGUCGGUAGCACGGAGCUGUUGGAUGUCCACGUCUUCCGUGCAGAUGUGUUUAAAGGGGAACCGACUGAAAGCGAAGAAAUGCGUCCCGAGUGGUUUGCGCUAGACGAGAUCCCUUAUGAUGGCAUGUGGCCGGAUGACUACUUGUGGUUGCCCCUGUUGUUGCAGAAGAAGAAAUUCCAGGCCUACUUCAAGUUCGAGGGACAUGAUAAAAUUCUGGACUAUACGCUGGAAGAAGUAGAAGACGUUUGAGGAGGAACGUGCCGAAGUGUCUGGCGGAGAAGUUUAUUGUAGGUCUUUUCUAUUGCACGGUUAGGCUGCGGUUACUUGGGCGCAUUAUCAUGGUUGCCAACAAUCCCGAAUUUACAGGAACUGUCCCCAAUUUCCAGAGACAGUCCCCAGCAAAUUCAGGCUGUAUUGGGCUGAAAAUGGGUGGGGCUUGCGUAAGCCUCACCCAUAAGUGGGCAUUCCUGGGGCAGGGCUCUCAUGCCCAGAUUUACCAACUAAAACAAUUUUUGUUCAGGUUAUUAGACAGACUAGAUUUGUGCCCAUAUUGCACUUGUGUGACACCACCUUAGCCUGGUGCAGUCUCUGGAGACGGUUUUUAUUUUGAAUGUUUUUAAUAUUAUGCGGUUUAUCCGCAGUAGCAGGUAGUGCACUUUACUAGAUCGCCCCAGAUGGGUGGGUGAGAUGGAUUGGUUGCUCUCCUAUCUUAUCCUUUACACCAGUUUUGAUAUAUCUUAAAGGGGUUGUACACCCCUGGGGACCUUUUCUGCAGACUUCCCAGCAUGUCCGGACCCACGGUGGCAAUCAUACUUACCUGAUCGCCGCUGCAAGAUUCUGACUCCAUUGCUUCCCCUCCGACGCCACAGGUCUCUCCGUGUCAACAUCCAAUUUGAUCACGUGGCCGCAGCAGUGACGUGUCAUGUGACGCUCAAGUGACACGUUACCACUGCAGCCAGUCAUUGGCUGCAGCAUGACACGUCAAACCGGAAGACCCCGGGGGGAGCAACUGUGGUAUCAAGUAAGGUAUGAUUCCCACAGUGGCUCUGGUCACGCUGGGAGAUAUGGGAGUACAGUGCUCGGCUAUCUCCAGAACAACCCUAGAGAUGGAGUGACAGUGGGCAUGCUUGCCGCUCAGUUUGUUUUUGGGGAGACCUAUGGUGUAUAAGGUCCCAGCAGUCGGACCCCCACCAAUUUAAUAGAUAGGGGAUAACUUGCUAUAACUGGAAUACCCCUUUUAAAGAGGUUCUCAAGGCCUACAAAAAGAUGGCUGCUUUUUCCCAAAAACAGCAACACACUUGUCCAUGGGGUAUGUCCGGUGUCGAAGUGAAUUUGGCUAAGCUGUAAUGUCACAUACAACCUGAGAACACGUGUGGUGCGGUUUUUGGAAGAAAGCAGCCAUCUUUUUGUAGUCCUGGAGAUCUCCUUUAAGUUUUCAGUCAUAUCUGAUUAUUGCAAUCUUGGAACAGUUUAUUUUUAUGGUUUGUUCCUACAAUUCCUCUAUACGCUUAUUAGGCUACUUUCACACUAUCCGUACUGCCCUAAUGCAUUCUGAGUGGAUGCGGAUCCGCUCAGAAUGAAUCAGUCUGGCAGCGUUCAGCCUCCGCUCCGCUCAGCAGGCG
Messenger RNA from Bufo gargarizans (Asiatic toad), 1959 nucleotides. RefSeq names its product nudix hydrolase 1 (gene NUDT1). The transcript has 5 exons. Gene Ontology annotation, biological process: DNA protection. The record is from RefSeq and is a predicted model, not a curated record. Gene Ontology annotation, molecular function: 8-oxo-7,8-dihydroguanosine triphosphate pyrophosphatase activity. Lineage: Eukaryota; Metazoa; Chordata; Amphibia; Anura; Bufonidae. Bases 116 to 586 code for a protein of 156 amino acids.